This is a messenger RNA of Leptosia nina, 2010 nucleotides long. NCBI's taxonomy places the organism in Eukaryota, Metazoa, Arthropoda, Insecta, Lepidoptera, Pieridae. The record is from the annotation of a GenBank genome assembly.
AUGGCACCAAAUUUUAGUAAAUUCACUUCAAGGACAGACGUUAAAAUUGGUAUAGCAGCAUCAGCUGCUAUCGGUGCAUGGAUUGUAAAUAAUGCUAUUAAAUCGAGCAAAAAGAAAAAUGUGAAACCAGGACGUCUUACACUUGAGGAAAGUGUACAUUACAUGAUAAAGGAUAAAGAUAAAAAGACCCCAAGAGCUCAAGUUAAUGCAAAGUUCUUCAAGGAGUUGAAAGCACUAUGGAAGAUCAUGGUUCCUGGGUUUUGGUCCAAGGAAAGUGGUCUAAUGAUGAUGAUUGCCUUCUCAUUAAUAGCUAGGACUAUGUGUGAUUUAUGGAUCAUUCAACAUACAACAUACAUAGAAGGGUCAAUUAUCACAAUGAACAAACUAGAAUUCAAGAAGCUUCUGACACAAUUUUUCGUGGCUAUGCCUUUGAUAUCACUAGUAAAUAAUGUACUCAAAUGGAGCAUAGGAGAAAUCAAACUUAGGCUAAGGACAAACUUAUCGCUAUAUUUAUACGAACAGUAUUUAAAAGGUUUCACAUACUACAGAGUAACAAACUUAGACAACCGGAUAUCGAACGCCGACCAGCUUCUCACCACCGACAUUGAGAAGUUCUGCGACACGGUCAUUGACCUCUACAGUUAUAUCAGCAAGCCCCUCCUGGAUAUAUCCAUCUAUCUUUAUCGUCUAACUGUGAAUCUGGGACCUUCGACACCCGGACUAAUGAUGGCAUAUUUAUUAGCAUCCGGUGUUUUCCUGACAUACCUUAGAAGACCUACUGCUCGUAUGACCGUACAAGAGCAAAAGUUGGAGGGCGAGUAUAGAUUCGUCAAUUCGAGACUGAUCACCAAUUCCGAGGAGAUCGCAUUCUACCAGGGUAAUCGUCGCGAACAACUAACGCUUCUGUCCAGUUUCUAUAAGCUGACGAGACAUUUGAGGAACUUCCUCAACUUCCGGGUGGCUAUGGGUUUCAUAGACAAUAUUGUCGCUAAAUAUGUCGCUAUUGUCGUCGGCUUCUAUGCUGUGUCCAGACCCUUCUUUGUCAAAGACCACAAUCUACUCACCGGUGGCUCUGAACAAGAGAGAUUUAGGCAUUACUAUACAUACGGUCGUAUGUUAGUCAAAAUGGCGGAAGGGAUAGGAAGACUAGUCCUAUCUGGACGUGAGUUGAGCAAGUUAGCUGGGCUAACGACGCGCGUGACGCAGUUACGGACUGUCCUGGACGAUAUUAACAAAGGAAACUAUGAACGCACUAUGGUCGAGAGGCAAGCUAACGGCAGUGCAGGUUCAAGCAGUCCACUGGCUUUGACCCCAGGUGCUGGCAAAAUUAUCUACAGGGACAACAUUAUUCGUUUCGACAAAGUACCGUUAGUCACGCCUAAUGGUGAUGUACUUAUCAAAGAAUUGUCAUUUGAAGUGAAAUCCGGCAUAAACGUACUGGUUUGCGGGCCCAACGGUUGUGGAAAAUCAUCCAUGUUCAGAAUGCUUGGUGAACUCUGGCCUAUCUUUGGGGGCAGUCUCACCAAACCGCCUAAAGGAAAGCUCUUCUACGUUCCGCAACGACCUUACAUGACGCUGGGAACUUUCAGAGAUCAGGUGAUCUACCCUCAAACCCGCGAAGAAAUGAUACGACGCGGUCGUACAGAUGAAGAGUUAGGAACAUUCCUGGACAUUGUACAACUGUCGUAUCUGACGUCACGCGAAGGCGGCUGGGACGCUGUUGAAGAUUGGAUGGACGUCCUCUCUGGUGGGGAGAAGCAAAGGAUUGCGAUGGCGCGACUGUUCUACCACGCGCCGCAGUUUGCGAUACUCGACGAAUGCACGAGUGCCGUUUCCGUCGACGUGGAGGGACAGAUGUACAGAUACUGUAGAGAGAUGGGCAUAUCUCUAUUCACCGUGUCGCACCGCAAGUCGCUCUGGCAACACCAUGACCACUACUUGCAGAUGGACGGGCGCGGAGGGUACGUCUUCGGCGAGAUCGACAACACUACGCAGGAGUUUGGCUCGUGA